AUGAAGGCAACCCUACGGCUCUGGACGGCGGUGAUGGCGUUGGUGUGCGUGAGCCUGCAGGUGUCCGCUUUACCGUACAGUGACAGCCGUGUUGUACAGGAAAACAGCUUGCUCUCGCUGAAAAGGACGAAACCGUCGCUGUCGAUCGUUAACCCGCUGGAUGUGCUUCGGCAGCGAAUCAUUCUGGAAAUGGCCCGAAGACAGAUGCGCGAAAACACAAGACAGGUUGAGCUGAACAAGGCGCUACUAAGAGAAAUUGGAAAACGGAGUAGCAAUUUGUAUGACGGCUCAGAAUACCCGCUGGACUCCACGUACUACGAUCGGAAGUUUUAUAAUCAGCAUGCCGCACCCAAACUGAACCAUGCACGUCCUGCGGAGGAUGAGCUGGAAGCGAUGGUUGAAACCCUUCUGCAGAACAACCGUCUAGCUGCAAGGGAAGGUAAUUAUGCCAGCAAACUGCAACGGGCGCACUCAAUCAAUGAAAGGCAAACGUCCGCGUCCAGGAUGAGCUCCGAUCAGAUGUCCCCGCAAGCUCAGUCAGCACAGUCCCAUCCGCUCAGCAGCCUUUUCAACAACGAACAGGAAGAUCUCAAGACUAAGGAUCAUGCUCUCAGACAGUCAGCCGUACCGGUGGCCCAGGAACAUGACAACACGAACGACAACGGUGAGGACGAUGAACAAGAGGAACAACCGGCUAAUGGUGGUAGCUCCGAUGUGUUAAAGGUCGUUCAAGACGGUAACGACCUCCUGGAACCGGCCAACCAUCCGUCGUCGAGCGAUCAGAGCAGUGGAACCGAAUUUGGUCCACGGUACGUCUACGGUAUGUACAAAAACCGAUACGCCAACUAAACAGAAACAAAACCGAUAUGCCACCAUACUAUUGACGACCCACUCGACAUCCUUGACGUCCUCUACUGAAACGGUUCUGGAACUAGUACUAUCUUCAAUAAAAAAAAGCGAGUUGACAGCAGGUAUAUUGUAUAUCCUAAUUGCCAAACAGAAGUAGAAAAGAAACAAAAAAAUCACACAUCCACUCACAAACAUGUAACGAAAACGGGAACGAACGGGGCGGAAUUUCGUGAUCGCUUGCUAUUUAUUAAAAGGACUAAUAAAGACACACUUACAACAUAAAAGGAGAAUAACAAAAUAACUACCAAACCAAACAAAACAAAUGCGGAUCCAUAGCAAGUGAAGACCUCUAUUUACACAAUUAGAUACUGUCGUAGUUGCGUUGCGCUAGGUUGUGCCAUAAGGAAAGAAAGUUGCUAACGAAUCAUACAAAUAGUCUGCCUAAUUCACGCUGUACCACUGCUUACGUUUCCCGCUAGAUGUCUCGCCAAAUCGAUCAGUGUAUCACUUCAUUUGCCGAAUGCCAAACAUGGUGUCUGUGGGUUUGAUGUCCAGUUGGGGGUUUGUUGGGGGAGCGAAAGAGUAUAAGAGCUAGAGAGAGGGAGAGAUAGAGAGAAAGAGAGAC
Messenger RNA from Anopheles moucheti, 1474 nucleotides. RefSeq lists its product as uncharacterized. The transcript is spliced from 3 exons. Gene Ontology annotation, molecular function: hormone activity. NCBI's taxonomy places the organism in Eukaryota, Metazoa, Arthropoda, Insecta, Diptera, Culicidae. The coding region runs from base 1 to 849 and encodes 282 amino acids. Gene Ontology annotation, cellular component: extracellular region. The record is from RefSeq and is a predicted model, not a curated record.